GUGCUGCCUGCAGCUCAAGGCGAAGAUCGUCAAGCAGCGCGCGCUCGCCGACGAGCGGGAGAAGAAGAAGAACCUGACAAAGUACAUCCCCGACGUCUCUCGCGCGCUGAUCGGCAGCCCGCACGUCGGGCGCAUCGCUGCCCGCCGCAGCUCGACGGGGGGGGGUGCUGUCAGCGUAGGCAUGAUGUCGCAGCUGGCCGAGGCGGGCGGCGAGGCGGGCGGCGGGCGACAGCGGGCGCGGCCGCGCGACGCGGAGCACGACGCGCUGCUCGAGCAGGCGCGCGCUGCCGUGCGCGCGAAGCGGCUCAAGGAGGAGGACCUUUCCGAGAAGCUUCGCGUGCACGUCGAAACGUGCGACGCGGCGAACGCGCUCGAGACGGUCGAGGCGGGCAAGCGCGGCGCGCGGCUGCUGCUGCAGGACCUCUACCUGAGCCCGCUGGACGAGGCCACCGAGCUCUUGCCCGAGGUGCAGCACCCGCUCUUCGCCCUCAAGCUGCACGCGCGCGCGCUGCACGCCGAGCGCGCGUGA
Messenger RNA from Emiliania huxleyi CCMP1516, 529 nucleotides. RefSeq lists its product as hypothetical. Lineage: Eukaryota; Haptophyta; Isochrysidales; Noelaerhabdaceae. The transcript has 2 exons. The annotation marks the transcript as partial. The record is from RefSeq and is a predicted model, not a curated record.